ACCACUCAAAAGAUAAUAAUAAAUAAUAUCACUUGAAUUAUUAUUAUAGAUUCAAUUAUUUACUUUAAAAUUCUAAACAUUAUAUCAUUUAAUAAAUUUUUAUAAAUUUUUGUUAUCAAUGAAUUUUUCUGAUUGAUAUUAUGUAUAGUAAGUCAGUUGUGUUAUGGCGGCUAAUGUUAAAAGUGAAAUUUGCAAUAUUAUAAAAAUUUUUUUGUAAAUAUUAAAUAAUGCCGUCUAAAGCAUCAAGAAGAUUUGUGGACCGUCCCACAAAAAAGCUCCCGACGGAGCCACCAUUUAUUGCUUAUGUUGGUAAUUUGCCGCAGGGUUUAGUUCAAGGUGAUAUUAUAAAAAUAUUUUCAACAUUAAAGGUAAAAAAUGUACGCCUUGUAAAGGAUAAAGAAACUGAUUUAUUCAAAGGGUUUUGCUAUGUUGAAUUUGAAAGUUUAGAAGAUUUGGAAAAAGCAAUUGACAUGGAUGGUAGAAUUCAUGUUGAUCAAAAUAACGCGGCUUUAAGGAUUGAUAUUGCUGAGCAAAGAAAAAAUGAUCGAAGUGGUUUUCAAAAACGUGGACCACCAAGACAAGGAGGUGGAGGAGGCGGCGGCGGUGGUGGUGGAGGUAGUGGUGGUGGUAAUAAUAGCGGUGGUGGUGGAAAUAGUAAUUUUCAACAUAAUCGUAGUGGUGGUAAUCGAAAUGAUAACCGAGCCGGAAGUUUCGAUAAUUUUGUCAGAAAUGAUAGAAGUCGCCAAGAUGGUCAAGGUGGAAAUAGAGGAUUUAAUAAUGAUCGGAACCCAAAUCGUCCAAGAUAUGGCAACUUUGGAAAUGAUGAUCGCAAUAUGGAACGAAGUGGUGGAGGUGGUGGAGGUGGUGGAGGCGGCGGCGGUGGAGGCAAUCGUGCUGAUAACUUUGGAGGUGGAAAUCAACAUUAUAACGAGCGGUUUAAUAGUUUUAAUCGACGCGGUCACGAUAGGGAUAGGCGGGACCAACAUCCUCCUCAAAGACCGCCAAGCGAAAGUUUUAAUAGUAUAGGUAGUAAAGAUGACAGUGAACGCCCGCGUUUAAAAUUACAACCCCGUACAGUUACUGAACCGGUAAAUGCUCUAGCUGACACUCAACAAGCUAAAUUGAUAUUUUGCAAAGCCAGGCCGCGUGAGGAGAAGUUAAAAGAAAUUGAAUCGAACAAAUCUUAAAAAGUGUUGUUGCAAAAGAAAGAAAAUAAAAAAUAAAAACUAAAAAGAAA
Molecule: messenger RNA, 1237 nt
Organism: Condylostylus longicornis
Lineage: Eukaryota; Metazoa; Arthropoda; Insecta; Diptera; Dolichopodidae
Product: eukaryotic translation initiation factor 4H-like
Exons: 4
Coding region: 228-1187 (319 amino acids)
Molecular function (GO): RNA binding
Source: RefSeq, a predicted model, not a curated record